Molecule: messenger RNA, 1836 nt
Organism: Trichomonas vaginalis G3
Lineage: Eukaryota; Parabasalia; Trichomonadida; Trichomonadidae
Product: dynamin family
Exons: 1
Coding region: 1-1836 (611 amino acids)
Cellular component (GO): microtubule; cytoplasm; membrane
Molecular function (GO): GTPase activity; microtubule binding; GTP binding
Source: RefSeq, a predicted model, not a curated record
AUGGAUGCCGUAAUUCCUCUGAUCAACGACCUCCAGAAUGUUUUCAACACUGCUGGUGGUGACCUUGUUGAUCUACCACAAAUCAUUGUCGUCGGUUGUCAAAGCUCAGGAAAGUCCUCAGUUUUAGAAGCAAUCGUCGGACGUGAUUUCCUUCCACGUGGUGCAGGCAUCGUCACAAGAAGACCACUUGUACUUCAGCUUGUUCACGUUGGUCCAAAUGAUGAGCAAUAUGGAGAAUUUUUACAUUUGCCGGGCAAGAAAUUCAAGAACUUCUCAGAUAUCAGAACAGAAAUUCAAGCAGAAACAGACAGAUCAACAGGCAGCAAUAAAAAUGUAUCGAGCCAACCAAUCAAUCUUUGCAUUCGCGAUUCUUCUGUACCAAAUCUUACAAUGGUCGAUCUUCCAGGUUUAACAAAGGUUGCUGUUGCUGACCAAGACAAAUCCGUUGUAGAGAUGAUUCACGGCAUGGUUAUGCAGUUCGCAAUGAAACCUUCUUCAUUAAUCCUUGCUGUUACACCUGCCAACCAAGAUCUUGCAAACUCAGACUCAUUACUUCUCGCCUCUCAAGUUGAUCCUGCCGGCGACCGUACAAUUGGUGUCUUAACAAAAGUUGAUCUCAUGGACGCAGGUACAGACUGCGGAGCCAUCCUUAGAGGUGAGGUUAAGCCCCUUAAGCUCGGUUACAUCGCUGUCGUUAACCGUUCUCAGCGUGAUAUCGAUAAUAAUCGUCCAAUGAAGGAUGCACAGAGAGCAGAGCUUGAAUUCUUCGAAAAGCACCCAGUUUACAAGCACAUGACCGAAAAAUGCACUACCAAAGUCUUGGCGAAUACUCUCAACAGACUUCUUGUCGAUCAUAUCAAGAAAUCCUUACCAUCUCUCAAAACCCGUGUUGCCUCCCUCAUCGAAGAUAGAGAGCGUGAACUUCUCCGCUACGGUGACGAUCCAGCGAAGGACGGAUUAAAUCCAAACGAGCUUAUCAUGACAAUUAUUCAGAAAUACGUUCAGGGCUACGAAGACCUUAUUGCCGGUAAGGUUGGCAACAAGAUCGAUAACGAACUUCGUGGUGGUGCCAGAAUUAACCGUAUUUUCCAAGAUAAGUACGAAACAAUGAUCGCCGAGAUCCCAUCCAUGUCUACUCUCGAUCUUAAAGACGUCUACAACCUCAUUCUUAACCAAUCCGGUGUCAGAUCCCCACUUUUCGUUCCUCAUCAGGCAUUUGAGUCAUUAAUCCGCAGAUGGAUCGAAAAUCUCCGACCACCAGCCCUCAAAGCCAUUACUCUUGUCGCUAACGAAAUUCUCCAGAUCCAUGCCAACGUUAUAUUCCCUGAACUCGAGAAAUACCCACAAAUGAAGGACGCAAUCCGCAAUGUCGUUGAAGAUCUCGUGAACUCAUGCGUAGAACCAACAGUACAGUUCGUCAACGAUGUCAUGGACAACGAAUUACUCUUCAUUAACACCGCCAGACACGAUUUCAGAGGUGCAGCCAUCAUUGCAGAGCGUCAGAACAGAGAUAACGCACCAACAAAGAAGACAGAGAGGGAAAUGGCCGAAGAUGUCACAAAGACACUCGUAAUGCUCGCUUCAAGGUACUUCGAACUCGUCAAGACACAGAUUGUCGAUGUCAUUCCAAAGGCAGUCAUCAUGAUGCUCGUAGAGGGUUCUUCAAAGACACUGAACGAGACACUCCUCAAGAAGAUUCUCACGUCUGGAAUGGCAAGCGAGAUAAUGCGCGAGGACCCCAAUAUCACAAAGAACAGAAAGAAGUGCCAGGAUACUUUGGUGGCACUAAGAAAGGCAAACGAUAUCUUACAGAACGCUUCCAAAUUCCGUAUUUAA